UGGCCGGGAGAGCGUGCCUGGGGAAGCUGGCCCAGCGGGACGAAGCCAGGGCUGUCGGCGGAGCACGGGGGAGCCCGAGGGUCUGGCCAGAGAGCACCCCCUCCCAUCAGGCUCAGCCGCCGGCCUGCUACGCAUGCGUAACCGCUGCAUUCGGCUCUCCUCUCUGGCCCGUCCGCCGCCCCUGCGCAUGCGCGGUCCGCCCCUGCGGCAGAGCGGCGCCCCGGGCGCGACUGCCCCCUGCCGGCGGCGGGUGGGGUUGGCGUCCCGGCCGGGUCCGUGGGGCGGGGAACGAAGCGCGCACUUCCGCAGGUUGUCAUGCGUUCCCUGAGCCUCUGAGCCUCAGUUUCCACCUCUCUAAAAUGGGAAUGCUAAUGCCUAUCUCUCAGCAGCGAGUGGACUUAGAGAGUAUUCCGUAAAUUCUGCACACCCCUCUCUUCUGCAGAUGCUCUGAGCUUUGACCCCUGCCUUUCAGAAGUGCGUCUUGUGCGGGCGAUUCUUCUUCCACACCAUGAACACGUCCCCCGGCACAGUGGGCAGUGACCCGGUGAUCUUGGCCACUGCGGGCUAUGACCACACGGUGCGGUUCUGGCAGGCCCACAGUGGGAUCUGCACGCGCACGGUUCAGCAUCAGGACUCUCAGGUGAAUGCCCUGGAGAUCACGCCAGACCGCAGCAUGAUCGCCGCUGCAGCUCAGCCUGUGUCCCCAGGCUACCAGCACAUCCGCAUGUAUGAUCUCAGCUCCAACAACCCCAACCCCAUCAUCAGCUACGAUGGGGUCAACAAGAACAUCGCAUCCGUGGGCUUCCAUGAGGAUGGCCGCUGGAUGUACACGGGUGGGGAGGACUGCACAGCGCGGAUCUGGGACCUCAGGUCCCGGAACCUGCAGUGCCAGCGGAUCUUCCAGGUGAACGCACCCAUUAAUUGCGUGUGCCUGCACCCCAACCAGGCGGAGCUCAUUGUGGGGGACCAGAGCGGUGCCAUCCACAUCUGGGACUUGAAAACUGACCACAACGAGCAGCUGAUACCCGAGCCUGAGGUCUCCAUCACGUCUGCCCACAUUGACCCUGACGCCAGCUACAUGGCGGCUGUCAACAGCACCGGGAAUUGCUACGUCUGGAACCUGACUGGGGGCAUUGGUGACGAGGUGACACAGCUCAUCCCGAAGACCAAGAUCCCAGCGCACGCCCGCUACGCCCUGCAGUGCCGCUUCAGCCCUGACUCCACGCUCCUGGCCACGUGCUCGGCUGACCAGACGUGCAAGAUCUGGAGGACGUCCAAUUUCUCGCUGAUGACGGAACUCAGCAUCAAGAGCGGCAACCCGGGGGAGUCCUCGCGCGGCUGGAUGUGGGGCUGCGCCUUCUCGGGGGACUCGCAGUACAUCGUCACCGCUUCGUCUGACAACCUGGCCCGGCUCUGGUGUGUGGAGACAGGAGAGAUUAAGAGAGAGUAUGGCGGCCACCAGAAAGCUGUCGUCUGCUUGGCCUUCAAUGACAGCGUGCUGGGCUAGCCCGUGGCUCCCCGGAU
This is a messenger RNA of Enhydra lutris kenyoni (northern sea otter), 1524 nucleotides long. It is a transcript of the gene MLST8, whose product is annotated as MTOR associated protein, LST8 homolog. Gene Ontology annotation, cellular component: TORC1 complex; TORC2 complex. Gene Ontology annotation, biological process: regulation of actin cytoskeleton organization; TOR signaling. The transcript is spliced from 8 exons. The coding region runs from base 509 to 1507 and encodes 332 amino acids. Gene Ontology annotation, molecular function: protein binding. Lineage: Eukaryota; Metazoa; Chordata; Mammalia; Carnivora; Mustelidae. The record is from RefSeq and is a predicted model, not a curated record.